Molecule: messenger RNA, 1536 nt
Organism: Orycteropus afer afer
Lineage: Eukaryota; Metazoa; Chordata; Mammalia; Tubulidentata; Orycteropodidae
Gene: EVA1C
Product: eva-1 homolog C
Cellular component (GO): extracellular region
Molecular function (GO): carbohydrate binding; heparin binding
Source: RefSeq, a predicted model, not a curated record
AUGCUCCUGCGGGGACAAGAGCGCCGGUCUCUUGCGUCCCAGCCCCUUCAGCAUCCCGGCCUCCGCAGGCAGGUAGAGCCCCCCGGACAGCUCCUGCGCCUCUUCUAUUGUACUGUCCUGGUCUGCUCCAAAGAGAUCGCAGCGCUCACGGACUUCUCCGGUUACCUAACUAAACUCCUGCAAAACCACACCGCCUAUGCCUGCGAUGGGGACCACUUGAAUCUCCAGUGUCCUCGGCAUUCUACGAUAAGUGUCCAAUCGGCAUUUUAUGGGCAAGAUGACCAAAUGUGUAGUUCUCAGCAGCCUGUAUCCCAGAAGAAAGACAGCCUAACUUGCAUGGCAUCCACCACUCUGCAGAAGGUGUUGGAUGAGUGCCAGAACCAGCGGGCCUGCCACCUCUUGGUCAAUAGCCGUGUUUUUGGACCUGACCUUUGUCCAGGAAGCAGUAAAUACCUCCUGGUCUCCUUUAAAUGCCAACCUAAUGAAUUAAAAAACAAAACUGUGUGUGAAGACCAGGAGCUGAAACUGCACUGCCAUGAAUCCAAGUUUCUCAACAUCUACUCAGCGACAUAUGGCAGGAAGACUCAGGAGAAGGACAUCUGCUCCUCAGAUACAGAGCAUCUCUCCCCCUUUGACUGCUUGUCUUAUUCCGCUUUGCACGUGUUAUCCAGGAGAUGCUAUGGAAAGCAGAGAUGCAAAAUCAUUGUCAACAAUCACCAUUUUGGAAGCCCCUGUCUGCCAGGAGUCAAAAAAUACCUCACCGUUACCUAUGCAUGUGUUCCCAAGAACAUCCUCACAGCAAUUGAUCCAGCUGUUGCUGAACUAGAACCUUCUUUGAAGAAGAAAGAUGGUGAAUAUGGUAUCAACUUUGACCCAAGCGAAUCAAGGAUUCUGAGAAAAGAUGGAGUUAUUGUUAGCAACUCUCUGGCGGCAUUUGCUUACAUUAGAGCCCACCCGGAGAGAGCUGCCCUGCUGUUUGUGUCCAGUGUCUGCAUCGGCCUCGUCCUCACAUUAUGUGCCUUGGUCAUCAGAGUAUCCUGCACCAAGGACUUCCGUGAGCUGCAGCUGGGGAGGGAGCAUCUGGUGCCAGCGAGUGACAAGGCCCAGGAGGACAUCGAGGAUGAAGAGGAGGAGGAGGGCUCUUCAGACUCAGAUUUUCCAGGAGAACUGUCGGGGUUUUGUAGGACUUCAUAUCCCAUCUACAGUUCCAUAGAGGCUGCAGAGCUAGCAGAAAGGAUUGAACGCAGAGAGCAAAUCAUUCAGGAAAUAUGGAUGAACAGUGGUUUGGACAGCUCACUCCCGAGAAACAUGAGUCAGUUCUACUGAAAACCAGAUGUGUCUUGAUGCAAUCACACUUUCUGAAGAGGGAAGGAUCCAGAAUGCCCCUCCACUUCUGUUUCACUUGUACCUUCUAUGAAGGAGAAUUUAUCAUGACAUCCAAGACUGAUGAAGCCAGAAAAUAUGAAAACAGACAUUUCAAACAGUUUACAGCACAUUCCAAAAUAAAUGAGGAGGGAGCAAGCCUUUGUUUUCUGU